This is a messenger RNA of Capsicum annuum, 1130 nucleotides long. Its product is annotated as transcriptional regulator TAC1. The transcript has a single exon. Lineage: Eukaryota; Viridiplantae; Streptophyta; Magnoliopsida; Solanales; Solanaceae. The coding region runs from base 431 to 1006 and encodes 191 amino acids. The record is from RefSeq and is a predicted model, not a curated record.
AUUAUAUAUUUAUAAUUUAUAUACUCAAAAAUUAUACAAUAGAGUAUAUCAAAAUACACUUGUAGACGUAUACAAAUGAAAUCAACAAAUAAUUGAUACCCAAGUCCCAAGCACAGGAAGCCGGCAGGAAAUAGUAAAAGUGGUGCAAGUUUCAACUAAAAACAAUAAUAAACAAAGAAAAAUAUCCUUUACCUAAAAACCAAACAAAAUAAAAUUUCUCUAUUGUCCUUAUCAUUGUCUCCUCAACCCCAAGAUUUUAUUAGUUAUAAAAUGACCUCCAACUUACUAAAGAACUACAAGAACCACUUCAAUUAGCAAUCCCUAAUUAAUUUCUCAAACACCAAGUAAAACAUCUUCCAACCUAAGUGUAUUUUCAAGAAAAUUAAACACAAGAAGUUCAAGCAACUUGCUAGCUAAAUUUCAUCAUCAAAUGGCAUCUGAAAAGAACAACAAUUAUUCUGAUAGCUCAAGUGAAGACACGAUGGAUCGCGAAUCGGAGAAAUUCAACGAUGAUAAUACUGGUAUGGGACGUUCAUAUGAGUGUAAUUUUUGUAAAAGAGGGUUCACAAAUGCUCAAGCUUUAGGUGGUCACAUGAAUAUUCAUAGAAAAGACAAGUUGAAGGCCAAGCAAAACAAUUCUCAUCAUCAUCAAGAAUCUACUUCAAGAAAAUUAUCCCAACAAGAAGCUAAUUAUUAUGCCUUUGAUAAUUCAAGGUUCUCUGCACCUAAUUCAAGUACUCAUGAUGAACAACAUCACUAUUCUAGGGCACAAAUGAACAGUUACCAAUUUUUCUUCCAAUUACCUCAAAACCCUAGCUACCAACAUGUUUAUACUAAUCACCAUGAUGAUUCGCGUUCGAGGCAUGACAAUUGUUAUGAUGCUAAUAAUCUUAGUCUGAGAAUUGGACCUACAAUUGUUGACGAUGAUGAAGAAGAUCAAGGAGGGAAGAAAAAUGUCGAUGUUGAACUUGAUUUGGAGCUUCGUCUUGGCUAUAAUAAUCACUAGUCAAUCAUCGUUAGUGAUCAAUUUUUAUUUCUAUACUUAGUAGUUUGAAGAAAUGAUCAUGGUGUACAGAAAUCAAGUGGUUACCCAUUGAAGUGCUUUAUUCAGAAGCCGAAAGGGGAAAAUA